Molecule: messenger RNA, 2902 nt
Organism: Hirundo rustica (Barn swallow)
Lineage: Eukaryota; Metazoa; Chordata; Aves; Passeriformes; Hirundinidae
Gene: RUNDC3B
Product: RUN domain containing 3B
Exons: 11
Coding region: 190-1536 (448 amino acids)
Source: RefSeq, a predicted model, not a curated record
CCCGCCGCUGCCUCGGGCGCUCCGGGACCGGGCAGCGGGAGGAGGAGCGGGGAAAGCACGGGGGCCUCCUCAUCCGCUUCCUUCUCGUCCGCGUGCGGCGGCGGCAGGCGCAGCAUCCUGGAGAGCGGGAGGCCGGGAACAAAGGCUCCGCGCCAACCCCGGCGGCUCCACCUGCCCUGCCCAGCGGAGAUGGCGUCCCUCGGCUUAGGGGGGCUCAACGUCUCCGCCCGGAGAAAGAGCGUCCCGUCCCGCAACGCCGCGGUGGAGAGGCGGAACUUGAUCACGGUGUGCAGGUUUUCAGUCAAGACUCUGAUUGACCGUUCCUGUUUUGAAACUAUCGAUGAUACUUCCCCUGAAUUUAAUAAUUUUGCGGCUAUUCUGGAGCAGAUUCUAAGUCAUCGACUGAAAGGUCAGAUCACCUGGUUCGGCUAUGAAAGUCCUCGUAGUUUCUGGGACUACAUUCGCGUAGCUUGCCGCAAAGUCUCUCACAAUUGCAUCUGCAGUAUUGAGAACAUGGAGAAUGUCGGUUCUUCUAGAGCUAAGGGUCGAGCAUGGAUAAGAGUAGCACUUAUGGAAAAACAUUUGUCUGAAUACAUUUCCACAGCUCUGAGAGACUUCAAAACAACCAGGAGGUUUUAUGAAGAUGGAGCAAUUGUUCUUGGUGAAGAAGCAAAUAUGCUUGCUGGUAUGCUGUUGGGACUGAAUGCAAUUGAUUUCAGUUUUUGUCUGAAGGGUGAGGGAUUGGAUGGAAGCUAUCCAGCUGUCAUAGACUAUACACCGUACUUGAAGUUCACCCAAAGUUCUGACAGUAUCAGCAGCGAUGAAGAAGAGCUAAGAACGCUGGGCAGUAGUGGCAGUGAAGGCAGCACUCCAGAGAACAUUGGUCCUCCUUUCAUCACAGAUGAAAACAGUUGGUACAACAAAUGCAAAAGGGUAGAACAGAAGUACCGGCUUGCAUUGGAACAGAAGGGUUAUCUCGAAGAAUUGGUGCGACUCAGAGAAAACCAGCUGUCUGAAUCUGUCUCACAGAAUAAACUGCUCUUACAAAGAAUUGAAGAUAUGGAUCUAGCCCAUAAAAUGGAGAAGGAGCAGCUGGAAUAUAUAAUUGUGGAACUGCAAGACCAGUUAACUGUGCUAAAGAAUAAUGACUUGAGAUCAAGACAGGAAUUAACUACUCACCUCACCAAUCAGUGGCCUUCCCCAGGAGCUCUGGAUGUCAAUGCUGUUGCCUUGGACACUCUACUCUAUAGAAAGCACAAUCAACAAUGGGAUGAGAAAAGUUUUCAAAGUCUGGACCAGCUUUCAGCAGAAGUUAGUCUUUCUCAAUCCUCUCUGGAUCCAGGUCACUCACAGGAUGGGAAACAAGAUGGAAUUAACUUGUUAAAUGAAGGAAAGGAAGACACGCCGUCAUUGCUUGGUCUUUGUGGUUCUCUUACAUCAGUAGCAAGCUACAAGUCUCUCACAAGCCUGAAAUCAAGUGAAUACCUUGCGAGUCCCACAACAGAGAUGACAAGUCCAGGCUUAACACCAUCUUGAGAUGCACAAAAGAAGGAAGAGCUUUGUGCUGUAUGCGUUUUGUUUCUGUUCCAUAAGAUGACUUGCAGUGAAGACUACUAGUUCUGAGUUAAAAAAUAAGCUGCUUUAUUUUUUCUUUUCAGGGAUUCCUUUAUAAUUCACAAAUUUGGUCAGUUUUCAUUUGCGUUUUCUUUCCCCCAGAGGACUUUUCAGAUAUUCUAUUUUAGUCUGGAAUUAUUUAAAUCUCUUGGUCAGGUAUAAUGAAUGUAUAAUGUGAUGUUUAUGACUGGUUUUUAAAAUGAAACAGUGGGAAAUCAGACCCAUACUUAAAUGCUAUCAGCUUUGUUUCUCCUUGCACUAGCCUGGACCGGCUCUAGCCACUGUACACUGCAGUGCUCUAAGUAUUUAUCAACUCCUGCAGAACAGACAGGGAAUCCUGAACACCAGUCUUUGUAGGCAAAUAAAUACCUAAAAAUCCAGCUUUUUGUAUGUGUAUGUUGCGUAGGACCUCAAAUAGCAUAUUUAACCUAUCAACAGCUUUUCUCAAGCUGACUCAGUGUUAGGUUUUGCAUUCCUGUUAAUACCAUGACACUUAGGAGAUGUCCCAGUCACACUGAAACACAAACUCUUGAAUUUGCAUGUGAAUAACAAAUGUAACUCGAUCAUAUAAAUCAAGCAUACAUAGUGAUUUGUAAAUGGUGAGCAAACUCACUAGAUGCUUUUAAGUGGCCUGGGUUACAGAUAAUCUAACAUUAUACAAAAAGUUUCUUGCUGAAAAGAUGGGGGUUAUGGAUGAUGGGGGUAAGCAUCUUGCGAAGUUUGGAUUCUGUGUUUAUUGGCAAGAUCCCAAGUAAAAAAGGGGAAACAAUAUAAUGACUGUGUGUGUUAAAAGACUUUUCUCAUCCCUGUAGUAGUGCAGUAGGUACUUUUCUUGCUUAGGUAAUACAGCAGAACUUCUUUAAGUCAGUUUUCUCAAAUUAUUUGCCAUCAAUUUAAAUUACUGAUAGAAGAAAAAAAAGGGAGACUUUUUUUAAAUGUAACUAACUUUCCAGAUUACCCUACAGUUUCAAAGUUUGCAAAAUAAUUUUUGAAUUGCGAACUAUAUUCUUAAUUCUUUGUAAGAUACAACGGAUCCUUUAUCUAUGAAUUUUGCUAAUCAAGGGAAUGCUUAUCAGUAUAAUUAGUAACUUUUUAAACAAAGGUGGAAUGCAUGUAAGUAUGUUGUAUUUAUAAGUGCUAGGGAAAAUGCUUUUUUGUGCCAAAGAAGUUUCAUAAAUUGUUUACAUGAGUAGCUGCAAUACAAGACAGAUUUUUAAUUAUUGCUUACUCCUAGGUGUUUACAGUAUGUCACUACACUCUGUACAGGUUUAGUUGAUUUGCCUCUUGU